Messenger RNA from Nomascus leucogenys (northern white-cheeked gibbon), 1003 nucleotides. It is a transcript of the gene POMP, whose product is annotated as proteasome maturation protein. Lineage: Eukaryota; Metazoa; Chordata; Mammalia; Primates; Hylobatidae. Gene Ontology annotation, biological process: proteasome assembly. Gene Ontology annotation, cellular component: cytoplasm; nucleus. The record is from RefSeq and is a predicted model, not a curated record.
AUUGCAAGCGUGGGAGCCUCGGCCCCGCGCAGCUCCCUCCAGCGUCCCGCGCCCUCCUUCCUUCCUCGCCCGGACGGACGCACUUCCGGCGGAUGUGGGGGGGCAGCCCUCGGAAACGGAAGUGAGCGGCGGGGUCGACUGACGGUAACGGGGUAGAGAGGCUGUUCGCAGAGCUGCGGAAGAUGAAUGCCAGAGGACUUGGAUCUGAGCUAAAGGACAGUAUUCCAGUUACUGAACUUUCAGCAAGUGGACCUUUUGAAAGUCAUGAUCUUCUUCGGAAAGGUUUUUCUUGUGUGAAAAAUGAACUUUUGCCUAGUCAUCCUCUUGAAUUAUCAGAAAAAAAUUUCCAGCUUAACCAAGAUAAAAUGAAUUUUUCCACACUGAGAAACAUUCAGGGUCUAUUUGCUCCACUAAAAUUACAGAUGGAAUUCAAGGCAGUGCAGCAGGUUCAGCGUCUUCCAUUUCUUUCAAGCUCAAAUCUUUCACUGGAUGUUUUGAGGGGUAAUGAUGAGACUAUUGGAUUUGAGGAUAUUCUUAAUGAUCCAUCACAAAGUGAAGUCAUGGGAGAGCCACACUUGAUGGUGGAAUAUAAACUCGGUUUACUGUAGUAGUGUGCUGUUCAUGGAAACUGAGGGCUGCAUCUUGUUUAUAGUCAUCUUUGUACUGUAAUUUGAUGUACACAACAUUAAAAGUACUGACACCUGAGAAUUUCUGCUCAAGUAGUAUCGGUGAUCAUUUAAAAUCUGGGGGGAGGUCUUUGGUUUACAGCCAUGUGACAAUUAAAAGCACUAAAGGGAGAUCAUGUUAAAGCUCUUAAUUUAUAUUAAAACAAUAGCCUUUGUCUUUAAAAAAGUUGUUGCUCAUGAAUAUUAUAAAAUGGUCUACAGGUUUCAAUUCAGCCUGUUUCUAAGUUUUUUGUAAAUUUAGUUUUGAAUAAGCAUUAUAAGUAUUUGAGUCUGUAAACUUUAUAGUAGCAUCUUUCAGAAUAAACAUUUUUAAUUGA